UACGGAGCAGCUGCGGUUUAUUUACCUAGUCAAAAAUGGAUGCAUCCGUGGAUGAUUUGUUGUCGUUCAAAGAAUUUCCGCUAAUGAACGAAGCCAGCGGAAGCCAAAGUGCACAAAUAAACAUUAACUCACCGCAGCGAUCGCACCCCAACCUUGACGACCUGGAUGAUGGGGAUGGAACACCGAAAGCAGGAACAACCAGCGCAGCGAAGGGAGGUUCGAUUUUUAGCUUCGAGUACUACCAACGUUUUUUCGACGUCGAUACGAUGAUUGUGGUGGAUCGCAUUGCCACAUCGAUGAUUCCCAAGCGCGCACCCGUCAACUACCUGAAGCUCAACAUUGCCACGAAUCCGGAUUUGUAUGGACCGGUCUGGAUCGUGCUAACCUUGAUUUUCACAAUUGCGAUUUCGGGCAAUAUGGCAAGUUAUUUACAAAAUACCGGUAACCAUCACUGGCGGUACAAUUUCCAUCUCGUGUCGUACUCAGCCACUGCCAUCAUAACAUACGCCCUUCUGGUACCCUCUGCACUUUGGGCAUUCCUUAAGUGGAGCACACGUACGACCGAGAUGGCAAUAAUCGAUGACGAGGAGGAGGAGGAGCAGCAGCAGCAACAAUCGGUCGGCACACCAAGCCUGCUUUCGCUGGUUUGCGUUUAUGGUUACUCGCUAGCAAUCUACAUUCCAGUGUCCGUUCUCUGGACCAUACAGGUAUCAGUGUUCCAGUGGUUACUGGUCAUUACGGGCACAUUUCUUUCCGGUUUUGCCCUGCUAACGAUUCUGAUGCCGGCGAUAAAAAAGUCCAGAUACUCGAUCCUUGUCGUGCUCGCUGUUGAGCUGGCACACUUUGCGCUGGCAGCAGGUUUCAUGCUUUUCUUUUUCCACGCACCGGAUGUAGAUGCUCCGGUGGAAAUACCACCGCACAAAGCCGUCACCAGCGUGGUAGUUAAUGCGACGAUGCAAAGUAAAAAUGCAUAA
This is a messenger RNA of Anopheles maculipalpis, 974 nucleotides long. Its product is annotated as protein YIPF1. Bases 36 to 974 code for a protein of 312 amino acids. Gene Ontology annotation, molecular function: small GTPase binding. Gene Ontology annotation, cellular component: Golgi apparatus; membrane. The record is from RefSeq and is a predicted model, not a curated record. NCBI's taxonomy places the organism in Eukaryota, Metazoa, Arthropoda, Insecta, Diptera, Culicidae. Gene Ontology annotation, biological process: vesicle-mediated transport. The transcript has 4 exons.